Equus caballus (horse) is the source of this 7915-nucleotide messenger RNA. The record is from RefSeq and is a predicted model, not a curated record. Lineage: Eukaryota; Metazoa; Chordata; Mammalia; Perissodactyla; Equidae.
AGCUCCCUUUCGGCUCGGCCCGCGCGGCCGCGGGGGGCGGCGCUGCGCUGCGCCGCGCUGCGCUCCAGCCCGGACCCGGCCGGGGCCGCUGGAUGCCGCGUCUCCGCUCCUGCUGCCUGCCGGGCGGGCUCCGGCGGCCGCAGCAAGGUGGGGCAGAAAGGCCCUGUACCAAGCACCCAUAAUUCUCUGGGGGCAUCACCCCUAAAAACAGCACCCCCACCAUGUUUAACCUAAUGAAGAAAGACAAGGACAAAGAUGGCGGGCGGAAGGAGAAGAAGGAGAAAAAGGAGAAGAAGGAGCGGAUGUCAGCGGCAGAACUGCGGAGCCUGGAGGAGAUGAGCCUGCGACGUGGAUUCUUCAACCUGAACCGCUCCUCCAAGCGUGAAUCUAAGACGCGCCUGGAAAUCUCCAACCCCAUCCCCAUCAAGGUGGCCAGCGGCUCCGACCUGCACCUGACUGACAUCGACUCCGACAGCAACAGGGGCAGUGUCAUCCUGGACUCGGGCCACCUAAGCACAGCCAGCUCCAGUGAUGACCUCAAGGGUGAGGAAGGCAGCUUCCGUGGCUCUGUGCUGCAGCGGGCAGCCAAGUUCGGCUCUCUGGCCAAGCAGAACUCACAGAUGAUUGUCAAGCGCUUCUCCUUCUCCCAGCGGAGCCGGGAUGAGAGUGCCUCAGAAACCUCCACCCCCUCAGAGCACUCUGCUGCCCCUUCUCCGCAGGUGGAGGCGAGGACUCUAGAGGGACAGCUGAUGCAGCAUCCUGGCCCAGGCAUCCCUCGACCAGCGCCCCGGUCCCGAGUCCCUGAGCUGGUGACUAAAAGGUUCCCGGCUGACCUGCGUUUGCCCCCUGUGGUGCCCCCGCCACUCCCUGCCCUCAGGGAGCUGGAGCUGCAACGACGGCCCACUGGAGACUUUGGCUUCUCCCUGCGGCGCACGACCAUGCUGGAUCGGGGCCCAGAGGGCCAGGUCUAUCGCAGGGUGGUUCACUUUGCUGAGCCCGGUGCGGGCACCAAGGAUGUGGCCCUGGGGCUGGUGCCAGGUGACCGUCUGAUGGAGAUUAAUGGGCACAACGUGGAGAGCAAGUCCAGGGAUGAGAUUGUGGAGAUGAUCCGGCAGUCUGGGGACAGCGUGCGGCUCAAGGUGCAACCCAUCCCAGAGCUCAGCGAGCUGAGCCGGAGCUGGCUGCGGAGUGGCGAGGGAACCCGCAGGGAGCCAGCCAAUCUGGACCCUGAGGCCGCCUCUCCUGCCCAGAGCCAGGUGAAGACAGAAGAGCAGAUUGCAGCUGAGGAGGCCUGGUAUGAGACAGAGAAGGUGUGGCUGGUCCAUAAGGAUGGUUUCUCCCUGGCCAGUCAGCUCAAAUCUGAGGAGCUCAGCUUGCCGGAGGGGAAGGUGCGUGUGAAGCUAGACCAUGAUGGAGCCAUCUUGGAUGUGGACGAGGAUGACGUAGAGAAGGCCAAUGCUCCCUCAUGCGAUCGUUUGGAAGAUCUGGCCUCACUGGUGUACCUCAACGAGUCCAGCGUCCUGCACACACUGCGCCAGCGCUAUGGUGCUAGUCUGCUGUACACUUACGCUGGCCCCAGCCUCCUCGUCCUCAGCCCCCGUGGGGCCCCUGCUGUGUACUCAGAGAAGGUGAUGCACAUGUUCAAGGGGUGUCGGCGGGAGGACAUGGCACCCCACAUCUACGCCGUGGCCCAGAACGCAUACAGGGCAAUGCUGAUGAGCCGUCAGGACCAGUCCAUCAUCCUCCUGGGCAGUAGUGGCAGUGGCAAGACCACCAGCUGCCAGCAUCUGGUGCAAUACCUGGCCACCAUUGCAGGCACUAGCGGGAACAAGGUGUUUUCUGUGGAGAAGUGGCAGGCUCUGUACACUCUCCUGGAAGCCUUUGGGAAUAGCCCUACCAUCAUGAACGGCAAUGCCACCCGCUUCUCCCAGAUCCUCUCCCUGGACUUUGACCAAGCUGGCCAGGUGGCCUCGGCCUCCAUUCAGACGAUGCUUCUGGAGAAGCUGCGCGUGGCUCGACGCCCAGCCAGUGAGGCCACAUUCAACAUCUUCUACUACCUGCUGGCCUGUGGGGAUGGCACCCUCAGGACAGAGCUCCACUUGAACCACUUGGCAGAGAACAAUGUGUUUGGGAUUGUACCACUGGCCAAGCCCGAGGAGAAGCAGAAGGCGGCUCAGCAGUUCAGUAAGCUGCAGACGGCCAUGAAGGUGCUGGGCAUCUCACCCGAUGAACAGAAAGCCUGCUGGCUCAUCCUGGCUGCCAUCUACCACCUGGGGGCUGCAGGCGCCACCAAAGAGGCCCCCGAGGAGCAAGCGGAAGCUGCCGAAGCUGGGCGCAAGCAGUUUGCACGCCAUGAGUGGGCCCAGAAGGCUGCAUACCUGUUGGGCUGCAGCCUGGAGGAGCUCUCCUCGGCCAUCUUCAAGCACCAGCACAAGGGGGGCACCCUGCAGCGCUCUACCUCCUUCCGCCAGGGCCCUGAGGAGAGCGGCCUGGGAGAUGGCACAGGCCCCAAACUGAGUGCGCUGGAGUGCUUAGAGGGCAUGGCGUCUGGCCUCUACAGUGAGCUCUUCACCCUUCUUGUCUCCCUGGUGAACAGGGCUCUCAAGUCCAGCCAGCACUCGCUCUGCUCUAUGAUGAUUGUGGACACUCCAGGCUUCCAGAACCCUGAGCAGGGUGGGUCAGCCCGCGGAGCCUCCUUUGAGGAGCUGUGCCACAACUACGCCCAGGACCGGCUGCAGAGGCUCUUCCAUGAGCGCACCUUUGUGCAGGAGUUGGAAAGAUACAAGGAGGAGAACAUCGAGUUGGCGUUUGAUGACUUGGAGCCAGCCACGGACGAUUCAGUGGCCGCUGUGGACCAAGCCUCCCAUCAGUCUCUGGUCCGCUCGCUGGCCCGCACGGAUGAGGCAAGGGGCCUGCUGUGGCUAUUAGAAGAGGAGGCACUGGUGCCAGGGGCCACAGAAGAUGCCCUCCUGGAGCGCCUUUUCUCCUACUAUGGCCCCCAGGAAGGUGACAAAAAAGGCCAAAGCCCCCUCCUGCGCAGCAGUAAACCACACCAUUUCCUCCUGGGCCACAGCCAUGGCACCAACUGGGUGGAAUACAAUGUGGCUGGCUGGCUGAGCUACACCAAGCAGAACCCGGCCACCCAGAACGCCCCCCGGCUCCUGCAGGACUCCCAGAAAAAAAUCAUCAGCAACCUGUUUCUGGGCCGGGCGGGCAGCGCCACGGUGCUCUCAGGCUCCAUUGCGGGCCUGGAGGGAGGCUCGCAGCUGGCCCUGCGCCGGGCCACCAGCAUGCGGAAGACCUUCACCACAGGCAUGGCGGCUGUCAAGAAGAAGUCACUGUGCAUCCAAAUUAAGCUGCAGGUGGACGCCCUCAUUGACACCAUCAAGAAGUCGAAGCUGCAUUUCGUGCACUGCUUCUUGCCUGUGGCAGAGGGCUGGGCCGGGGAGCCCCGUUCCGCCUCUUCCCGCCGAGUCAGCAGCAGCAGUGAGCUGGACCUGCCCUCCGGAGACCACUGCGAGGCUGGGCUCCUGCAGCUGGACGUGCCCCUGCUCCGCGCCCAACUCCGAGGCUCCCGCCUGCUUGAUGCCAUGCGCAUGUACCGCCAAGGUUACCCUGACCACAUGGUGUUUUCCGAGUUCCGCCGCCGCUUCGAUGUCCUGGCCCCACACCUGACCAAGAAACACGGGCGCAACUACAUCGUGGUAGAUGAAAGGCGGGCGGUAGAGGAGCUGCUGGAGUCCCUGGACCUGGAGAAGAGCAGCUGCUGCAUGGGCCUGAGCCGGGUGUUCUUCCGGGCGGGCACGUUGGCACGACUGGAGGAGCAGCGGGAUGACCAAACCAGCAGGAACCUGACCCUGUUCCAGGCGGCCUGCAGGGGCUUUCUGGCCCGCCAGCACUUCAAGAAGAGAAAGAUUCAAGACCUGGCCAUUCGCUGUGUGCAGAAGAACAUCAAGAAGAACAAAGGGGUGAAGGACUGGCCCUGGUGGAAGCUCUUUACCACCGUGCGGCCUCUCAUCGAGGUACAGCUGUCCGAGGAGCAGAUCCGGAACAGAGACGAGGAGAUCCAGCAGCUGCGAAGCAAGCUUGAGAAGGUGGAAAAGGAGCGGAAUGAGCUGCGGCUCAACAGUGACCGGCUGGAGACCCGGAUCUCAGAGCUGACAUCGGAGCUGACGGAUGAACGUAACACAGGAGAGUCCGCCUCCCAGCUGUUGGACGCCGAGACUGCGGAGAGGCUCCGAGCCGAGAAGGAGAUGAAGGAGCUACAGACCCAGUACGAUGCACUAAAGAAGCAAAUGGAAGUGAUGGAAAUGGAGGUGAUGGAGGCCCGUCUCAUCCGGGCAGCUGAGAUCAACGGGGAAGUGGAUGAUGAUGACACAGGUGGCGAGUGGCGCCUGAAGUAUGAGCGAGCUGUGCGGGAGGUGGACUUCACCAAGAAGCGGCUCCAGCAGGAGUUUGAGGACAAGUUGGAGGUGGAGCAGCAGAACAAGAGGCAACUGGAGAGGCGGCUCGGGGACCUGCAGGCGGAUAGUGACGAGAGCCAGCGGGCUCUGCAGCAGCUCAAGAAGAAGUGCCAGCGGCUAACGGCUGAGCUGCAGGACACCAAGCUGCACCUGGAGGGCCAACAGGUCCGCAACCACGAGCUGGAGAAGAAGCAGAGAAGGUUCGACAGUGAGCUCUCGCAAGCCCAUGAGGAGGCCCAGCGCGAGAAGCUGCAGCGGGAGAAGCUGCAGCGAGAGAAGGACAUGCUCCUUGCCGAGGCUUUCAGCCUGAAGCAGCAACUAGAGGAAAAAGACAUGGACAUUGCCGGAUUCACUCAGAAGGUCGUCUCACUGGAGGCUGAGCUCCAGGACAUUUCUUCCCAAGAGUCCAAGGAUGAGGCCUCUCUGGCCAAGGUUAAGAAACAGCUCCGGGACCUGGAGGCCAAGGUCAAGGAUCAGGAAGAGGAGCUGGAUGAGCAGGCGGGGACCAUCCAGAUGCUGGAGCAGGCCAAGUUGCGACUUGAGAUGGAGAUGGAGCGGAUGAGGCAGACCCAUUCCAAGGAGAUGGAGAGUCGGGAUGAGGAGGUAGAGGAGGCCCGGCAGUCGUGUCAGAAGAAGUUAAAACAAAUGGAAGUGCAGCUUGAGGAAGAGUAUGAGGACAAGCAGAAGGUGCUGCGAGAGAAGCGGGAGCUGGAGAGCAAGCUCACCACACUCAGUGACCAGGUGAACCAGCGGGACUUUGAGUCAGAGAAGCGGCUCCGGAAAGACCUGAAGCGUACCAAGGCCCUGCUGGCAGAUGCCCAGAUCAUGCUGGACCACCUGAAGAACAACGCGCCUAGCAAGAGGGAGAUCGCCCAGCUGAAAAACCAGCUGGAGGAGUCAGAGUUCACGUGUGCAGCAGCUGUCAAAGCACGGAAAGCGAUGGAAGUGGAGAUCGAAGAUCUGCACCUGCAGAUUGAUGACAUUGCCAAAGCCAAGACAGCGCUGGAGGAGCAGCUGAGCCGCCUUCAGCGUGAGAAGAAUGAGAUCCAGAACCGGCUGGAGGAGGAUCAGGAGGAUAUGAAUGAGCUGAUGAAGAAGCACAAGGCGGCCGUGGCUCAGGCUUCCCGGGACCUGGCUCAGAUGAAUGAUCUCCAAGCUCAGCUAGAAGAAGCCAACAAGGAGAAGCAAGAGCUGCAGGAGAAGCUACAAACCCUCCAAAGCCAAGUGGAGUUCCUGGAGCAGUCCAUGGUGGACAAGUCCCUGGUGAGCAGGCAGGAAGCUAAGAUCCGGGAGCUGGAGACACGCCUGGAGUUUGAAAGGACCCAAGUGAAGCGGCUGGAGAGCCUGGCCAGCCGGCUCAAGGAGAACAUGGAGAAGCUGACUGAGGAGCGGGAUCAGCGCAUAGCAGCUGAGAAUCGGGAGAAGGAGCAGAACAAGAGGCUGCAGCGGCAGCUCCGGGACACCAAGGAGGAGAUGGGCGAGCUUGCCAGGAAGGAGGCCGAGGCGAGCCGCAAGAAGCAUGAACUGGAGAUGGAUCUGGAGAGUCUGGAGGCUGCUAACCAGAGCCUGCAGGCCGAUCUGAAAUUGGCAUUCAAGCGCAUCGGGGACUUGCAGGCCGCCAUUGAGGAUGAGAUGGAGAGCGAUGAGAACGAGGACCUCAUCAACAGUUUGCAGGACAUGGUGACAAAGUAUCAGAAAAGAAAGAAUAAACCCGAGGGGGAGUCAGAUGUGGACUCAGAGCUGGAGGACCGGGUCGACGGGGUCAAGUCAUGGUUGUCGAAAAACAAGGGGCCUUCCAAGGCAGCUUCCGAUGAUGGCAGCUUGAAGAGUUCCAGAACGGCCCUCAACACCCUCGGGAAGGAGGGCAAGGGGACGGAGGAGAGGCCGGCCUCGGUGCUGAGCUCCCUGAGCUAUCGGAAGCGGCUCACGCUGAAGGACUCCAUCGGGGGCACUGGCGACGAGGAUUCGCUCUUCACCACCCUGAGCGAGAGGGCAGCCUCCCCCGAGAGGCCCCCACGGAAGGCCCGCACAGGCACCAGGGAGGAGCCAAGCCAGGGCAGGAAGUCUGAGGAGCCUGAGGAGUGUGGCUCCAUUUUCUCUGAGGUCGGGAGCCUUGCCAGCCGGGGGCUGGAGAAGCGCUGGGGCUCUGACUUUGACCGGGCCUCGGCCGUCUCUGCACCAGUCAGCCGGGCCUCCUCGGCCACACGGCGCGGCUCUGGGGAGGAUGGGGCCCGCUCCUCCAUGAGCUUCUCACUGUCAGGCUCACCCAGUUCCCGUCGCAGCACUUCCCGGCUCGACAGCCUGUCAAAGACCCUCAGCCCUUCCUUGAGCCGGGCCUCAGGCCUCGGCCGGGAGAGCCCUGAUUCCAGCCUGUCCCUGGGCCGAAGCUGUCUGGAUGAAUGGCAUGAUGGAGCCAGUGUGGCCUUGAGUGAGGCCCACUCGCAGUUCAGCCACCCGUCACUGGCCCGAAGUCUGUCGGUGCCACCCCAGCCACGUGUCUCAGCCUCUGCCACGGAUGAACCUCUCGGCUCCAGCGUCCGCCCCGUCAGCCGUCACUCCUACCUGGACCCAGACCUGGAGGCUGCCAUCAAUGAGGUCUUGAGCUACAAACCUGUCCCGUUCCAACGGAGCAGGCUGGAGCCUGACUCCGAGGAGGAUGACCGGAAGAGCACCCAGAGUGUCCGGAGUGCCCGACUGGACCUCCCAGAGCGAGCCACCAGCAUCCGCCGCUCAGCCUCUGCUGCCGAUGUCUCUCGGUCCCGCAGCAGCCGGAAGAGCCGGAGCAGGAGAAGGAGCAGGUCCAGCUCCAGCUCCACUUCCAGCUCAGAAGAUUCCUCGGAGUAUAAGCAGAGGAAGAAGGGGCGCUCUCGAAAGAGCAAGAAGAAGUCCAAAUCGAGAAGAAAGAGAACGGAGACAGAGUCUGAUUCCUCCUCAUCAACAUCCAGUGGCUCCACUGUCUCAAGCCACAGCCGCUCGAGCGUGAAGAAGGGCCCGGCUGGAGAAAAUGAGGAGGCUGGGCAGGCGCGCCAGCAGUCACGGAAGGAGGAGAAGAAGCGCAAGAAGGCGGUGGACAGCCUGAUGAUGCGGUACCUGUACCGGCCCGAGAGCGACUAGCGUACCCCACCAGCUACUGGAAGUCCCCUGCCCCUGACCGGUCAGACGAUGAGCACGACCCUCCGGACAGCACUGCCAGGCCCCGAUACUCCCACAACUAUCUGAGUGACAGCGACACAGAGGCCAAGCCAAUGGAAACCAACCCAUAGCCCAGGGGAGUGGUCCACACCAUCCCACGCCACGGCCUACUGCUGCCAUGGCGCAGGAAAUGGCGGGGCACAGGUCUCCCCACCUUACUGCAGAUCUGCAUGGGAAACACCGAACCCUCUUCGGUCAGGGGGCUUCCCAGGCUGCGGGUGGCUGACGUCUCCACAUGGAAGAGGUGGGGGGAAGAGGAG